GAUGGAUAGUCCUGUAUCAUGGACAGUACCAUCUAAUUCUACCCCUGUUGAUCCUCAAGGACCCCCGCAUUGGUCCAGUGAUCUUGGUGAUGUCAAAGUUCUGGACUUUAGAGUUCAAUUUUCGACUGAUAAAGGUUUUGAAGGAACAAAGGCAGACUGGUAAGAAAACUUUGGUGCGGACCGGUGAAAAAAUAUUUCUAUAAAGCCGGUUUUCCACUUCAAGCGUACCGUACCGAAACGUAUAAAAAACGUUUUUAAAUUUCAAAAUUUCGUAAAUGUUGAUUGGUUUAUUGGUUGAUUGACUUGCAACGAACUUUUCAUUUUGAUACGCGAAUACACCCGGGAUUUACGUUGAUUUACAAACUUAUUUUCAAUCUGCGCAUGCUCACCAGGACGUUUCGGUACGAUACGGGCGAAGUGGAAAACCUGCUUAAAACUUUCUGAACUAAACUACUGUAAUCAGUUAAGAAUAGUAACGGCAAUAAAACGACAAAAAGUGAGAAAGUUGCAGGAAACAAUAUCAAACAAUACAGGAAACGUAACCAAGAAAACGAACCAUCAACACUUGGCAUAAAAACUGCACAGGGUAUUGGGGACACUCUAUCUUUGUAUUCUGCAAUGAGCAAUUUUGUGAUCACAUGAGCACUACAACAAAAAAAAAUACUGAUGCGCUUUCUAAAAAGUUAAAGAUGCAUGCCCUUUUAUAAAUUUGAUUUGCUUUCCACCCUUCGUAUAUGGAAAGUCCUGCAAGUAGGAGAAAAACCCGAGUGCUGUGAAAAUUGCAUAACGGUAAAAAAUUUCCUCUUUUUACUGUAGGUUUUAUCGAUUACAUCCGCAACCGAAAUUUGGAAAUCUAUUUGAUGUGAACAAUGGAUGUCCGUAUCUGCAAGCUGGAAUCGGAAAUAUUUCAUUUGUCAAGGAUCUUUCGACGCAGUCUGUCCUUACUAAAAAUUUCAAGUGCUCAAAGUUUGGACCACAUACACAUGAUAUGUUGGGAUGGGUAUACAGUUAAUUUUAAAAUAAUCUUAUACAUGGUGUCCCAAAAGAAUGGCUCCCACUGUAUUUUUGCGGUAUUACAAGAGGGUCCUGAAGGGGGGGAGGGGGUCGUAUUUCCAUUUCCCAGCCCACAUUUGACAAAAUCCCAUUGUCCCAGAGCACAAUGAUCCCAUCAUCUCAGUGGCUGUCCUGCUCAAAUCUUAAUCCAUUCCCAUUUUUAUUGUUUUUAUGCUGAUGAAUCCCAGUCCCAGUGCAUGAAAUCCCAUUUUCCCACCCAAAAAUAAGCAAAUCCCAGUUCCCAUUUUACCCCUUCAGGACCCUCUUACAACAUCCGCUUUAGUAAAAGUUUCAGAUUUCUUUCCUGGAUGAAAUAACUAUCAAAGCAGUUUUACAUGUGAUCUAUUGAUAUUUGACUUAUCAAAUAACCAAUUGUUGAAGGGAUUUGUAUGGAUGGAAAUUUCGAGUAAAAUUUUUAUACAUUUAUUUGGUCUAAUGGCUGUUCGCAGGCUAUGACAGGAAUCGAACCUCCGGCCAUAGAUAUCGUAUAUACACUAGAUAGUGCAUCUAAUUAUUCUACAAUUCAACAAUUGAAGCUGUGAUUGCAGUCUCAGGUCGUUCCCAUGAAAUGAGAAGAUUCGCAUGUUUUCUACAUUUCUUAAACAGGAAACUUAACUAUUCCAAAUACGUUUUUAAACUAUUCAAAUGAUGAAAGUUAUUGUUGUUUUUAAGCGUUUAUUAGCAAGUGAGAACGACCAACAUGGCCGCCAUCUAUUCAAAUGGGGGUAACCGCUGGAAUAUUCUUGGCUUCAAUUUUACUAAAAGAGAUGCGCUAUCUAGUGUAUAUAAAAUAUCAAUGCCUGUGACCCUGUGAUUAAGAUCCAGCGCUCUGCGACUCUCUGAGCUACAAAGAGUUGCAGGUUCAAUUCCUUCCCAGAGGACCAAUAGACGCAUUUUUCACAACUGCUCCUGGUUAUAGGUCUAACGGGUGUAUAAAAAUUCCACUCUUAAUCAUAUAGAGGGCAAAAUUACUCAAAUAUGAUUGGCUACUGAUGAGGGAAGUUUUUCUUAAUUCAGGGCAAAAUUACUUCUGCCUGAUUGGCUAAGACGCAAGCGCGAGAAGUUUCUUGUUUUAAAUAACAAUCAAAACAAUGGCUUCUCGCUUUGUCGUUGCGGAUGAUGUUACUGAAGAAUUAAAAAAUUCUAGUGAAAACUCGAACAUUAGAAAACUGAAAAAGUACAAAUUUAAUGGUUGGAGUAUUUAAAAAAUGGGCAGCAUUAAGGAUCAUCGGCGAAGACAUGACAAGUUCACAAUUAACUUACGAACAAAUUUUGCCAACCUCGUUCCCAGGCUCUUUGCUCUUGGGAAGCAAAGACCCUGGUCGGAGCUGGUCACGUGACCCAUAGAAAAUUGAUAGCCCAAGAGGGGGAUGGAAAAGUCUCAUAUUACAUGUUUCCACUUCCGCACUUCGCACUUCGAUUGCAAGGAGUGGCCGUUCUGUACAAUC
Paramuricea clavata is the source of this 2501-nucleotide messenger RNA. The record is from the annotation of a GenBank genome assembly. NCBI's taxonomy places the organism in Eukaryota, Metazoa, Cnidaria, Anthozoa, Malacalcyonacea, Plexauridae.